Ciona intestinalis (vase tunicate) is the source of this 495-nucleotide messenger RNA. NCBI's taxonomy places the organism in Eukaryota, Metazoa, Chordata, Ascidiacea, Phlebobranchia, Cionidae. The record is from RefSeq and is a predicted model, not a curated record.
UAGUUCACUACAGACAUGGCAAGAGACUGCAUUCAUUUAAGUAACCUUUUGAGUAUUACACCAAUGUGUUGUUCUUGUUUUCUUUUUCAAUUAAACCCACUUUCCACCCAGACAUGCAAGGUACAAGUGACAUACUGGAAAGAGAAAGUUCCAAAUAUUUAUUCAAAGUUCCCAAGCCUUAUUUACUACAAGGUUGAUUCCGUAUCUAUGUAUGGACUCCCCUGUGAAGCUUACCCUGGGUAUUUUAAGUUUUGCUUCCAUUAUCACUUUGUUGUUGAUCCUGAUGAUGAAGAAGAUUUGGAGAAACAUUCAUCAAGGGAAGAGGCAAAGAUGGGGAUGGAAGAAAUAACUGAAGUUGUGAAGAAUCAACUUCCAUAUUUGGUCCCAGAGCCCAAAGUAAUGGAGCCUUGUAUGUUAACUGUGAGUAUUGUUUGGUAUAUUGAUGUUAUUGGCUUAGUUGUUGGAGCGAUCACAUCUUAACAAUAGGAUACCCAA